AUGCAAUUACUACAUUUUAGCAUCAUUGGAUUGAUGGCAAUAGGAGGUGCACAAUCGCUAUUCAUCCCCCAGAACCAAGAUGAGUUUGUAUUGGUUACGAAGAAGACCGAUAUAAAGAACUUGUUUAAGAAAUAUCCUAAUGGGAAGAUACUUGAUGAUAUUAAUGAUCCAAAUGAGAAGAUAUUUGUUUAUGAUGUUGAAACAGUGAUGCUGAAGUUAGUCAAAUGA
This is a messenger RNA of Lodderomyces orthopsilosis Co 90-125, 228 nucleotides long. RefSeq lists its product as uncharacterized. The transcript has a single exon. NCBI's taxonomy places the organism in Eukaryota, Fungi, Ascomycota, Pichiomycetes, Serinales, Debaryomycetaceae. The record is from RefSeq and is a predicted model, not a curated record. The coding region runs from base 1 to 228 and encodes 75 amino acids.